This is a messenger RNA of Truncatella angustata, 1320 nucleotides long. Its product is annotated as major facilitator superfamily domain-containing protein. NCBI's taxonomy places the organism in Eukaryota, Fungi, Ascomycota, Sordariomycetes, Amphisphaeriales, Sporocadaceae. The transcript has a single exon. The record is from RefSeq and is a predicted model, not a curated record. Gene Ontology annotation, cellular component: fungal-type vacuole membrane. Bases 1 to 1320 code for a protein of 439 amino acids. Gene Ontology annotation, molecular function: transmembrane transporter activity. Gene Ontology annotation, biological process: transmembrane transport.
AUGGACGAGAAGGAGAUAGGCGCGCUGCCGCCGGCAAUCGUUUCGGAAUCCGAUUCGGUUGAGCGGCCUUCAAGUCCAGAAAAUGAUCCGCCAGUCAUCGCCUCCACAGAAGUCCCAGAUGGCGGCCGCGAAGCCUGGUUGGUGGUAGCUGGGUCGAUGAUUGCGUUAUUCCAAACUUGGGGUAUAGUCAACACCUUUGGUGUGUUCCAGACGUAUUACGAAACGGAGCUGCUCCGCACAAGUUCCUCCUCAGAUAUCUCCUGGAUCGGAUCACUCCAGGCUGCGCUUCUGAUGAUGGGCGGUGUCUUUGCUGGUCCUCUUUAUGACGCAGGCUACUUUCGUCACAUGCUUAUUGCAGGGAACUUUCUCGUCAUUUUUGGCAUGUUCAUGACAAGUCUUUGCACACAAUAUUGGCAGGUUCUGCUUGCACAAGGAGUUUGUGUUGGUCUCGGAUGCUCCAUUAUGUUCUUGCCUAGCGCCGCGGUGGUCUCGCAGUGGUUUGCCAAACGACGAGCAAUUGCAUUGGGAGUGCAAUCAGCGGGUAGCCCGAUCGCUGGUAUUAUCCUACCAAUCGUUUUCGGUCGGCUACAGCCGCAGAUUGGGUUUGGUUGGGCCACGAGAGUGAUUGCUUUCAUCAUGCUGGCACUCGGUGUUAUCCCGAUCAUGUUCAUGAAGACGAGAGUUCCCCCGGCCACACGGAAGCGUGCCUUCUUGGAUACUUCCGCUUUCAAAGAUAUCCCAUUCCUGGUUUUUAGCAGUGCGGCCUUCUUCGCCUUCGCUGGCCUGUACGUUCCAUUCUUCUACGUGCAGCUCUAUAGUAUCGAGUACGGCAUCUCUACAGUCGAGUUCUCGCCAUACCUCGUAACGAUUCUAAACGCCGGAAGCGUGGUCGGUCGCCUGUUGCCGAAUUACCUCGCCGACCAGUUUGGCUCUAUCAACAUAUUGCUACUUGUAGAAUUCGCCGCGGCGGUACUUGCUUUCGCUUGGCUCGGCAUCAGAAAUUUUCCUGGCCUCAUCAUGUUUUGCAUUUUGUAUGGUGCAUUCAGUGGUGGUGUCGUUAGUGUUCAGCCAAGUGCUAUCGUACAUUUUUGUCCGGACAUGGCCCGCUUGGGAACGAGGAUGGGCAUGUCAUUCUUCUUCUCGGGCGUUUCGGUACUGAUUGGUCCCCCAAUCGGUGGUGCUAUACUGGCCAGGGGAGGGGAUGGAGCUUGGAAGGGAAUCAUCGCGUAUUCAGGCGCAAUGCUCAUGACAGCUGCUGUUCUGUUAUCCUUGUCCCUAUACCUGCAUCGCAGAAGAGCCCGAGACGUUGAGAACGCAUGA